CUUUGAGGCGCGCCACCUGCCAAACAAAACAUUACGCAACGCAGCAUCUGCCUUCUCACCCCACCAUUUUGAAAUGCUAUUACCAUAAGCUUCUGCUGGUACAGAAACUAUCCCCGUGAUUAUUUAGUCUAUGUCCGCGUAUCGCCUAGGCACUCAUCCAGACAAACGAACCGUGUCUUCACCUCGCAGCCUUCCUCAGCCUCGAGUCUCAGUACAAGACAUCGCCCCCUUCAGCACCUUUCAACUCCACCACCGAUCCGCACAUAGAGCUUUGCGGACAUCAUUCUAAGUUUACGAGAUGCUAUAGUAUUAUUUGGUGUACUGAGGAACAUCUGCGAAAUAGGAUAGCCCGUUGCGGCAGGUGAGCAUCGUUGCGUCACCUCGAGGAUGGAUUUCACGAAGCUCAGAGCGGCGGCUCUGAAGGAUGGAGACGAUGAGGAGGCUGUCACGGUUAAUACUCGAGCUCUGAUAGACAAAGUCCUCGCUCGUUACUCUGGAGAAUGGACCACGCUUCGAGAAUUAAUCCAGAAUGCCGCGGACGCCCAAGCUACAACGGUCACAAUCAAAUUCGAAACUCUACCGUCUCCUACAGUCCCCCUCUCGAACACAACGAACCAGUCAGAAGUAUUGAAACAUGUCCUACUACAUCAUACAUUACGACGUCUCCUUGUCACAAACAAUGGACAGCCAUUUGGGGUAAACGACUGGUCGAGACUAAAGCGGAUAGCAGAGGGAAACCCGGAUGAAACAAAGAUUGGGGCCUUUGGUGUUGGAUUCUACAGUGUCUUUGCAGACUGUGAGGAACCAUUCGUGAGCUCGGGGAAAGAGGCUAUGGCAUUCUACUGGAAGGCAAACUCAUUAUAUACGAAGAGACUCCUGUUGCCACCCGAAGAGAGCAACCCUAAUACCAGUUUUGUACUCGACUACCGGAAUACCACCACGCCUAUGCCAAAUCUUCUAUCUAUCUGUCAGUUCCUGGCAACUAGCUUGACAUUUGUUGCUCUACAGAAAAUCGAGCUGCAAGUGGACGACUGGAAGAUCAUAAGCUUGGAGAAGAAGUCCGCGCCGAGUAUCGAGGUACCGAUUGCUCGAGAUGUCGAGACCAAGACAAAAGAUGGGUUGAUGAAAGUUCAAAGUAUGGAUCGGGAGAGCGUUCAGAUGGAUGCUCGUUUUAUGAAUGUUGUUGGCUGGAAACCCUCCGUUCCAACAUCAAUAUCAAAGCCGAGCUAUGAGAGCUCCUAUGGAAACAGCUCUUCUGAUGUGCCCUCGCUGCGGUCUUUCUUCUCGAGACUUACCGCUAGUACGAAUCAUUCACAACUCAAGACGAAAGCUAUGAAGGAAGAAAAAGCUCUUCAGGAAGUUGUCCUUGAGGACUUGACUGCAGUUACAGUUGCGAAUGUCUUCUUACGAGUCACUACGGCUGUUGUAAAGACCUCAGUAACAUCAAGUUUUGCUUCCGAGCUGGAGCGUGCUACAAAGAAGCCACCUCCGAAAACGACCAAACUUGCCAUUCUUACAUCAUCCUAUGAUGAAGCUGCAGCCUCAUCCAAAGAGAAUUUGGUAGCGAAGGGUGUGGAUAUCUUCUCCUCGGUACUCCCCGGUAAGAAGCCUGGUGGAAGGAUCUUCAUCGGUUUCCCUACUCAUCAAACCACCGGAGCUGGAAUGCAUCUUUCGGCACCCUCUGUCAUUCCUACAGUCGAGCGUGAGUCAAUAGAUCUGAACGCAAGAUGGGUGAGAACCUGGAACCUUGAAAUGCUUCGCGUUGCCGGUAUCAUGGCUCGACUUGCCUUCACAAGCGAAAUGUCAGAUCUUUCAGCCCGAAUCAAACGUGCUGCAGAGCUAAACGGUCAUGGCACCAAGGUCACUAAUGCUGAAAUCGUUCAAUUUUUGCCCGAAGCCUUGCAUACAUUGAAGACAUUUACAUUUGGAGAGUCAACGCCAAGUUCACAAGUCUCACAGAUUAUUGAGGAAGCAUUCUGGACUGCAUACAAGAAACCUUCCAUCGAAAUCUACAGUACUCGGGGUGUUCUACCAACCACUAAGGUGCGACUGGCAACAGAAGACCUCAGCGGCUUUGUAGAAGGCAUCCCAGUAGUACCAGGUAUUAUUGCGGAGGGGAGCUUCGUUAACAAACUUAAAGACUUUGGACUCAUUACCGAAAUUACCUUUAGCGACGUCAAGCAAGAAUUGGAAGCCAAGGCUCUUAGUAGAGAGCAGUUGGUACAGUUCAUCGGAUGGGCUGGGAAGAAAGCCAUUACUGGGGAUAUGGACUUAGCAACAGUACACUUCUUGAUGGAUGUUGCUGUUGCCAUGACAGGACAUUCUGAGGACUCCGGCGAUGUGAUCGCUCUGGGAACGAUUACCAACUACUUGAAUGUCAGCAAGAUUCCAGCGGAGUUCCCUAUUCCACCGACCACAAUUCCGUUCCAAUUCACCCGGACCACGGCUGUCAACGAGCUCCAAGCGUUAGGUUGGGAACCACUGGAGAUUGUUCCUUGGCUCCGGUACCUGAUCGAGACGAAUGCUCACAGGCCAGCAAAUCAGAACUUAACGACUUCGGUAGCAUUCGCGGCCAGUGUCUUACAGGUCUUGUCCAAGUCUUGGGAUCUUUUAAGUCUAGGCUCCAAGGGCACAGUCACCUCACUUCUUCAGCCUCUUUCGAUUAUCCCGACUAAGGCUGGUAUGAAGAAGCCUGGAGAGUCUUUCUUCGCCAGUGUGAAGCUAUUCGAUGAUCUACCAACUGUUACAUCAUGCCCUGGUGUGAAAGAGAAGUUCUUCGCUGCAAUUGGAGUCAGAAAGACUGUAGAUCUGGAGACGAUCUUUGCACGUCUUCUUGCACCCGCCCCGGCAACGACACCAGGCGAGAAGGCUGUAAACUAUCGACAUAUGGAGGUCAUCAAAUACCUCGCAUCUGUAAAAGACGACAUUCCCAAAGAAGACAUUCAGAGAUUAAGGAACUCCCAGAUAUGUCCAGCCGAAGCUGGUCCUAAGGGUCUUGAGCCAACUCAGGGCACUGCAAGAUUGUACCGAGUCUCCGAACUCUUUGAGCCCAAGGACUCAUUACGGGAACUUGCUCUACCCAUAAUUCAAUGGCCAGGGCCGCCUGGAAGCUAUCGGCCAGCCAGUAUAGAGGGACGAUUCCUCGCUCUUCUCGGCCUCAGAACGUAUCCCUCUGUUCCCGAGCUUAUAGAUAUGAUGGCUUCAGCCGACGACAAUUUGAGAAAGAGGUCUAUGUACUAUUUCAUUUCCAAUCACCACAUGAAUGGUUAUGCAGCGUUUGACCUCCAUCAGUCGAACAAAGCUUUCCUGCCAAUACAAGGUACCGAUCGUUUGGUCACUCCAUCGCAAUGUUUCACGAAUGAGAGAUGUUCGAUUUUGGGAUUCCGUAUAUUAAAGAAGGAGUUGAGUAUGCAUGCGAAUAAGUUCGGCGUAGCAAUGGAUCCACCAAUAUCUGAAUGCAUGCAGAAGCUCGUUGCUGAGCCACCUCAAAACAAGCAAGAAGCUACAGCACUUUUUGCGUACUUCUCUAGUCGUCUCGGCGAGAUCUCCCAACAAGCAGUUGUUAUCCUCGGCGAUUCUCGGAUCGUCCCAGUUUCGCCACAGAAGCAAGAGGCCAAUGGAUAUCCGAAUGGCAAAGUUUCAGCGAGCCAACCGCAAGUACGACAUCUUACUCCGAAGCAUUGCUAUCUCGGAAGCUCUUCAGCCUACAACGAGAUCUUCGACUUUGUGGACUUCGGAAUGGAAGGGAAUGCUUUCUUACUGAAGUGUGGCUCAAAGAAUGAGCCUACAACUAUCGAGUUAGCUAAUUUAGCUUGCCGAGAACCAGCUCGAUUGCUUGGAAUCUUACAAACACAUGACAAGUAUCUUGAUGUGUUGAGGAAACUGGCGGAUGAGCUUCCACAGCUAAAGCGAGAUAAGGAACUCUUCAAGCAGAUGAGACGUUCCAAGUUCCUUCUUGGUACAAAGGUCAUCGCCGCAAGGAAGGAGAAUAGAAAAUCUAAACAUGGUGAUUCGUUGAGCGGCGAUGACUUUGAGGACGAGGAGAUGGAGGAUGCUCCGAUCAAGCAGUGGCAGCUAGAGGUGGCAAGCCACAUUGUUGUUAAUGACGAUUAUGUGGGCUACCGUCUGUUCAAGGGAUCUUUGAUCUGUGCCCCAGAGGAAGAGAAACUAGAGGACUUCUAUAUCGCUCUCGGCGCACAGACUCUUCGAAGCCUAAUCCAAGAGGAUCUCCGCCUCGGUGGAGAAGCUGCAAAGCAGGAACCUGCAACCAAACUUCGUCUCCAUGUUCUUGAAAGAGCCAAGCUGUUCCUGCACGAGAUCAGACGUGAGAAUAUCAAGCACGAUGGCAGAUGGCUGGAGAAGAACCUCACAGUCAAGGUGGUAACUGCAAUCAACCUCCGACGUUCUCUCCGUGGCCACAGUCUUUCCCACAACGAAAAGAGAUCCGCUGCUCUUGAAAAUGAAAAGAAGACUGGAUGGACACUAUUUGUUACUGCAGGAGAUCUCGAUUCCUACCAAAUCAGUCAAGCCGUGAGUCGACUGCUUCUCGAUCGGCCUAGUCAGAGAGAUUAUUUGACUUUCGAACAAUUUCUAAAUCUUAGUUUGUUCCAAUUACGAGCACGUGGAUACAACGUAGAGCGUAUCCUGCGAGCCAAAGCCGCAGAGCAGCGAAUGGCCGAAGAAGAACGUAGGAAGCAGAUGGCCAUCGAGCAGCAGCAAAUACAAGAGCAGGAAGAGCAAUGGAAACAGCAAGGACAAAUGGUGCCCGCAGCUGCUGCUCGUGAAGAGAGCAUGCCUAUGCCUGGUGGAUUUGGAUCCGACUCACCAGAGAACUCGCCCCAACCAAACCCCAAACGUGGACGGCCCAACAUCUUCUCGAGCUUCACCAAGCGACUUGGCCUCAAUUCCUCCAGCAGUAGUGGCGGCAGCGAAGUGCAAGAGCAACUUCAAAACUUCCUUGGUGGUGGAAGUGGUAACCAAGGCGGUUCCACGCCGAAGGACAAUCCACCCACAUAUGACGAAGCCAACAAAGGCACCGAGAAAGUCUCAUCCCCUGCAGCCGUACAGCAAAACCUCCACAACGCUAUCCAAUCCUCCCGCGCCUACGACUCUUCCACUCUGUUCUCCCCACCGCGAACCGAAACCGUCAAGGAGCAAGCCACAUACUGCGACUCCACACCCUCGCAGAAUAUCACCUUCCUCGCCGACGCCUCAAACGGCACGCGCAUCUUCAUAUCCAAAACCCUCUCCAUGGACCCCACCACCUUCCUCACACAGAACGUCUCCGCACUCAACACAUUUUCACUUCUCCUCCAAGACGUCUGUGAUGUCUACGCGCUGCCACGUCGCGCUAUGCAUAUCUUCUACGACGAGAGUGGCGGAACAAUCGCGUUCAAUUCUGGCGGAGCGAUUUUCUGCAAUUUCAGAUUCUAUUCGCAAUUACAUGUUGCAAAGAUGACAGCUUGUAGUGGAGAGGGCAAGAGUGAGGCUGCUGCAUAUUGGUGGAUUGUGAUCGCUCAUGAGCUGGCACACAACAUCGUGAAGGAACAUAAUGCGGAGCAUAGUUUUUAUACUGAGAUGCUAGCAGCCACCAACUUCCCAAAGAUGAUGACCCGCUGCGCGGCUUACAUCCAAGCCAGCGCUGCCACAUCCUCCUCAUCUACAUCUCAACCCGCAGCCCCGCCUCAAAUCGAGUAUCAGACUCGUCCUCAAAACCAGAACCAGAGCUUACUAGACUAGAGGGUGGCAUUCUUAAGUCCAGGUUCUCCAAAUCGAGUUACGUGGCUCGCAUGUACAUUCUGGUGCAUAUUUGUUUCCCCCUGGCGUUACACCGGUGUUCAUCCCUGUUUAUGUUCCGUUUCCCGUUUCCCGUUUCCAUUCUCUCGCUUAACUUGUUUUGUUUGCUCGUUCCCUAGAUUGGUGGCUUGCUUCAUUCAUUCGUUCAUUCACGCAUACAUGCAGGCGCAUUGGGUACUCUUAGCAUUAGGUAUUGGGCAUUAUAGCAAGACUAAGACUAAGACUGCUGGCAUUGGUAUGCAUUAGCGAGGCGCAAGUAGAUUGAUUGUAUGGUUGGUGGAUUGUUGUUUGUCUUUUUCAGGUAGAGCAUUUGCAUAAUAGAAUUAUGGAUUCUGCUUCAUUUCA
Cadophora gregata is the source of this 6141-nucleotide messenger RNA. RefSeq lists its product as uncharacterized. The transcript is spliced from 4 exons. The coding region runs from base 388 to 5739 and encodes 1783 amino acids. The record is from RefSeq and is a predicted model, not a curated record. NCBI's taxonomy places the organism in Eukaryota, Fungi, Ascomycota, Leotiomycetes, Helotiales, Ploettnerulaceae.